UCCUGCUGAGCUGGAGCUGAUAAUGGUGCUCCUGGCAGAGCACUGGCUGCCUGGUGCCAUUGGGGUUGGGGCUAUGAAGGGAGGUACCAUAGCUUGGGAAGUGUCUGGGGACUGUCACUAACCAGCAGAAAGGGAGGCUGGUGAAGGGCAGGGAGGCAUCAAUGGAUGGGAAUCAUGCCCUCAGUGACUGUGGGGCCAGGCAGAAUCUGGCUGUGCCUCUUGCAAGCACAGCACCACAUCUCCCAUCCCACCAUUCCCCUUCCAGCUGGUUGCAGAUCAUCCCCCUCCACCCAGCUGGGGCAGGGGCACCUUUCCAGGGAGGGGAUGUUUCAUCCUUGUGGUGAUGCCCAGUUUAGGAUGAAGAUGCUCCAGCAUUUGCUGGUUAGGGCCAUCAACCCCUUGGCAGGAAUGUGGGGAGAAAGGGAAAGCAAAAAGGCUGGAGCUGGUCAUGGGAAGGAGCCACAAGGGAAACGCCGCAGCUCUGGCGGUUGCUGCCGUUGCUGUGGGCUGGGACAGGAGGUCACUUGCCAGCCCACAGGAAGGCGUGAGGGGUUCCCAGAAGGGAAAUGAGGAACAGCUCUUGCCUCAGAAGUGGCCACAAGCCCUGGGGUAGGGCAGAGCUGCCGGGACAAGGGGAGCAGAGUGUGCUGGGAUGGCCAGGUGCAGCCAGGAGACUCCACAAAGUGGCAUGAACUUGUUCCUGGGCACUGUCCUGCUGCUCCUGCUGCUGCCUGAUGUUGCCGUAGGACAGAACAGCUGUUCUGGUGAGUGCUCCCCUCCCACUCCUACCCUCGCUCCCAGUGCCCACCCGGUGCUGCCCAGUGCUCACCUGCUGCCCCUCCCAGCCCUGGCUCGGGGUGAUGAGCACCCCGAGUGCUGCAACAUGACGGUGAAGCAGCAGAGCCCCGGCGACAGCCGCCACGUCCUCGGCUUGUCGCAGCGCUGCCCGGAGCUGUGGCGCUCCGCCAGCCGCGCCUGUGCCUGCCUGCGGGAGCGCUCCUUCAGGCUGCUGCAGUCGGGGCAGCACAACUGGCUGGAUGGGCUCAAGACGCUGCUCAUGUUUGUCACCAGGGCUGUCCCCCGUGACAUCCUCAUCGCCUUCUCCCCCACAGAGGGCCCCAGCAGGCUGAACACCACAGAGGAAGGGAAUACAGGUAAAAUCCACCUCCCCAAGGAGAUAUUCCAGUCCCUGAGUAACAAAGCGGUGCCUGUGGUGGUGACAGUCCUCAAUAUCCAGCAGCUUGGCAUGUUCAAGGAAAACAACCAGACAGCUCAAGUGCUGGACAACACCGUGGUGGGCAUCACAGUGGGAGAGAGCAGCAUCUCGGGGCUGCAGGAGCCUGUGCAGCUCACCUUCACCCACAGGGAGCUGCCCCAAGGCAUCACCCCCCAAUGUGUCUUCUGGGAUCCCAGCAAAGGGCAGGCUGGAGGCUGGUGCAGCAGGGGAUGUGUCACACAGCCCGGGGACAAGGGGACAGUCUGCUCCUGUGACCAUCUCAGCUUCUUCACCCUCCUCCUCCUGAACCCAGCUCUGGAUGGCUCCACAGCAAAAGCUUUGACAGCUGUUGCCACCGCUGGUUGUGGAGUAGCCAUAGCUUUCUCCAUCUUCACCAUGGCCUUCUGCAUCUUCAUAAGGUGCAGGUUCAGGUUUGAGGAGACCGUCCGCAUCAACCUGGGGCUGCACACGAACCUCAUGGGCAGCCUGUUCCUCCUCAACCUGGCCUUCCUGCUCAACAGUGGGCUCGCUGGCAGGACCCAGCCAAGCACCUGCAGGGUCCUGGGGGGGUUCACCCACUACUGCCUGCUCUGCUGCUUCACCUGGACGGCGCUGGAGGGCUGCCAGCUCUACCUGCUCUUCGUCAAGGUCCUCGGCAUCUACAUCCACCGCUACCUGGCCAAGCUGUGCCUGGUGGGCUGGGGCUUCCCUGUUCUUGUGGUGGGAGUAGCAGGAGCUAUUGGCAGCUAUGGAGAAUACUGCAUCCAGAGCAUGGACCACCAGGACAUAGCCCACCUGUGCUGGAUCACUUCUGAACAUCUUCUGGUCCACUACAUCACCAACUGUGGCUACUUUGGCCUCAUCUUCCUCUUCAACAUGGCUAUACUUGGGGUGGUGACCCAGAAGAGCUGCAGCUUGCAGAGCACUGGGGCAGUGCAGGGAUAUCAAAAACCCUGGAAGGUUGCUCUGGUGGCAGCAGGGCUUUUCUGCCUGCUGGGAGCCACUUGGGCCACGGUAUUCCUCACCUAUGGCAUCUCCUCCACAGCCGUGCUCUACCUCUUCACCAUCCUCAACUCUUCCCAAGGAAUCUUCAUAUUCAUCUGGUUGGUCGUCCUCUACUACCCAAAGACCAGGGAGACCACUGGUUCCCUCUCCUACAUCAUCAGACAUGACAAAACUACCACAGCUUCCCAGGACUAGCUCCUGGCUGGACAUCUCUUCCUGCCUGCACCUGCAUCCACUGAGAGCAAGCUUUGAUCCUGGCAGAUGCAGCUUCCUCACAGAGGCUGAAAUCAGUUAACCAUGCCUCAGUUUACCCUCCAGUGGGCAUGAUCCACCUCAGCAGGGCUCUUUGCUUUGUCCCUUUCAUUCAUGGUGGACUGCCCUGGGCAAGGAGUUCCAGAGAUGAUGCUUCUACAAAGUCCCUCCAGGCUGCAGUUCCAUGGUCUUGAGGUGCCCCUGAUCUCAUUCCCCAAGGGACAAGGAGGAAGCCCACAAAGCACCUGCCUUCAGCCAGGAUGGACCCAUCACCUUUUUGCUAGAGGUGGCUUUUGGUGCUGAAUCAGCCUGGUAGUGAGUUUCCUGCCACUGGAGAGAGAGGACUGGCUUGCUCCAGCCCAGAUGUGGGAGAUUUGCAUCUGGGAAUCAGCAAAAAGAAGAGAAAAUCCAUGAGCUUCUUUGCAAAACAUCUUCUUGCUCUCUGGCAGAGAUCUGCUGCAUGUCCUUCCUCCAAAACAGCCUCUGGGGCCAGCAGCUAUUCCUUCAUGGACAUUGUGCUCCAGCCAAAAUACACACACAGCUGCCUUGAAGGGCAACUAUUGUCUUCUCCUGAUCUGUGUUUUGGUAUUAAAUCCCUGGCAGCUGUCUGA
Molecule: messenger RNA, 3084 nt
Organism: Oenanthe melanoleuca
Lineage: Eukaryota; Metazoa; Chordata; Aves; Passeriformes; Muscicapidae
Product: adhesion G protein-coupled receptor G3-like
Exons: 12
Coding region: 653-2416 (587 amino acids)
Biological process (GO): cell surface receptor signaling pathway; adenylate cyclase-activating G protein-coupled receptor signaling pathway
Cellular component (GO): membrane
Molecular function (GO): G protein-coupled receptor activity
Source: RefSeq, a predicted model, not a curated record